This is a messenger RNA of Lachancea thermotolerans CBS 6340, 1215 nucleotides long. RefSeq names its product Mrx4p (gene MRX4). The transcript has a single exon. Lineage: Eukaryota; Fungi; Ascomycota; Saccharomycetes; Saccharomycetales; Saccharomycetaceae. Bases 1 to 1215 code for a protein of 404 amino acids. The record is from RefSeq and is a predicted model, not a curated record.
AUGAUAUGUGUCAACAGCUUACGCGCGUACCUGCGGCACAACCUGCCGCGUGAAUUACGCUUCUACGUGGCACGGGGCCCUACCCAUCCAUUUUCCAGCCUCUCUUCGAUAUCAGAUACGGGGAACAUUGAUGACAUCGCAGCAGUGGCUUUUACGAAGAAACUAAAGAACGUAGUAAGGCAUUCAAAGAUUCCAGAGCAGAAUAGCCAAUUAUCUCGAGAGAUUAUCGCUCUUUGCGAAAGUUCAGGGUUAAAAUGCGACUUCCUGACUUCAUCCAAGAUAAAAAGACUUUACAAUAUGCUAUUACAGGGUAAAAUAAGUACACUUCAGAUUAUGAAUGCUCUGAAAUCAGCGAGGAACCAAAAGAUGGUAAAUGUGAUGGACCCCAAAAAGUCAAUUGACAACCAGAAAGACAAAAAAGCUGAUAUUUCUCAGUAUGAAUUUUUGCAAAUUAACCCAGCAAGCUCAGAGAAGUUUGGAAAGAUACUGGACGAGAUGGGCUGCAGCGAAACUCGUAAGCCAUUCAAGCAAAAAGUUGGCACUAGAAGGGAGAAUGAGGUUCCCCCGUUAAAGGGCUCAGACGAAAUUGAUCUAGGCGUCUUGCACAGCUUUCUUCAAAGCGCCGAGAAACAGAAAAAAGAGCAGAAACAAUUCGCGUGGAACCAAGCGCGCGCUUAUGAAUGGAAUGAAAAAAAUUCCCCUGCUGCUUUCUCUCCCGGAAUGAUGCUUUUUGAUUCCACUUAUACACCAUUACGAUCAAAACUUAUGAGAAAUUUCCGAGGUUCUAAUGUCAGAGGCCAAGGCACUGGCACAGUCAAAACGGCAUUCACUUACACAACAGAAAUGUUAUUUUACAACCUUAAGGAUAGCACCACUCAUGUUAUGCUGUGGAAAAACCAAGGGAAUAAUGUACAUAUAGAAUACAGGGAUCUCUUCACCGUAAUCAAUGGGAGUCAGAGGCCACCUGAACAACUAUUAAAAGUCAUCACUAAUUUUGAAGGCAAAGACUGGGAGCUGACCGGGGAAGCCACUAUUGAUGGAGUUCGCCAGAUAGUGUUUAAGCGAGACACUACAAAACAUAGCUCGAACCGCGUAAGUUCUAAAAUUUUCAACAUGACGCUUCUUUCGGUGUUUCUGGGGUUUGCAGCCUAUGGAGCAAUUCAAAAAUACAGAAGUACGAGAUACACUGUCACCACGAGUGCAGAACCUAGCUGA